AUGAAAUAUGGGAAAGCGAUUGAGCUGAAUCCCGAAUACGAACAGGCCAUGAAUAAUUUGGCUAACAUCUUCGAAGCGCAAGGGAGAUAUGCGGAAGCGGUCGAAUUGUUACGCAGGGCUACAAAGAUUCGCCCUCAUUUCGCGACAGCUUGGAUGAAUCUGGGGAUUGCCGAGAUGAAAAUGGCCAAUUUCAAGUUGGGAACUUGUUAUGGCCAAUUGAAUCGAUUUGAAGAGGGAGAAUAUCAUAUAAGAAAAGCCAUCCAUGUCGACCUCCAUAAUAAAAUGUAUCAUUCCAAUUUGCAAGUGCUUUACGAGCGGCGUCGUCUUUUUUCCAGCAAAAAUUCCACCCAACGGAAUACGCGACGCUACAACACACCCCUCCGAAAAUUGGGCACAAAUAUUACCGGUCGAUUA
This is a messenger RNA of Mesorhabditis spiculigera, 414 nucleotides long. NCBI's taxonomy places the organism in Eukaryota, Metazoa, Nematoda, Chromadorea, Rhabditida, Rhabditidae. The record is from the annotation of a GenBank genome assembly.